Molecule: messenger RNA, 312 nt
Organism: Puccinia graminis f. sp. tritici CRL 75-36-700-3
Lineage: Eukaryota; Fungi; Basidiomycota; Pucciniomycetes; Pucciniales; Pucciniaceae
Exons: 2
Coding region: 1-312 (103 amino acids)
Source: RefSeq, a predicted model, not a curated record
AUGGCAUUGGGACUCCUCUGUGGUAUGUCAAGUGCAUCCGGCUGGCACGAGGUUGCUAGGCACUCUCGUGGCUGCAAAUCUACUGACAUCCUCUGGCAAUUCCAAGUCCUGCCUACACUGACCGUGAUUGUCACAAGUGUCAACACAAAGUUGAGCACGGUUACCAUGUGUUGGCCUGCAAUGGCUGCCCUCAUACACUAUGUAAUUAUCAGAUACCAAAGGCAACCUGCCCAAAUUGUGGAACUCCUCCUCUAUCUGAUUAAACCAAUUGCACCUGGUAAAACUUACAUGGCUACCCGCCCAUCCAGGUAA